This is a messenger RNA of Rhipicephalus microplus (southern cattle tick), 4949 nucleotides long. It is a transcript of the gene Nup205, whose product is annotated as nuclear pore complex protein Nup205. Gene Ontology annotation, cellular component: nuclear pore inner ring; nuclear pore. The record is from RefSeq and is a predicted model, not a curated record. Gene Ontology annotation, molecular function: structural constituent of nuclear pore. NCBI's taxonomy places the organism in Eukaryota, Metazoa, Arthropoda, Arachnida, Ixodida, Ixodidae. Gene Ontology annotation, biological process: nuclear pore organization.
GCGUCAAGCGUCAGGUAGCACGUUCGAAGAUGCUUCAUGUAUGUGAGUAGUUCGAUAGCGUACGGCCCAAAACUGACCAAAGCGUGAAGUUGUACAGUACCUUCUGGUUACGGCCAGUCGCCAGCAAAAUGGCCACCAGUAUGUCCAGCACGGCGCCUUUGGUCAACAUGAGUUGUUCUUCACUGUGGACGCCAUACAAAGACCUACAGCAGGCGGUAGAAGCGGUGCUCGUACACAGGGAUGUCGAGGCCGUGGCGGACUUCGUCGCCGCGCUUCGACGUCAUCGACGGGACUUCGCUGCAUUGCUGGUUAACCCAUCGCGAUGCACCCAACACCGCGACGCCGUGUCGCGGGCACCGCAGGACGGCAUCGCAGUGUCCGGUAAGGCGACGCUGCAGCUGCUACCGCAGGAUGUUGUGGGUGAGGCGUUGCUGCUUAGCGAAAUGUUUGAGCUCAAUGAGCUGGCUUCCUUGGAGCUGGUGCUGGCGGCGCAGCAGCAGUUGCCGCUAUUUCCCGAGCUCACUCGUGGUCUUGUAGCCGUGCUACUAUAUUACGAUGGCCGGCGUGCUCUGGUAAACGCGCUGCGAACGUUGGUUCAGGUCACGGAGGGUCGCACCUGGACUGUCGGGCUGAACGCCGACGUGUUGGCCACCGUCACCAAGUACACCAAUGGCCUUCGCGAUGAGGACGGAGUACUGGCACGUGCACUUCAGCUUCUCGAUCGCUUUGACUAUGCGCGCGAACUGGACAUGCUGCAAAGAAACCGCGCCCUCGGGCCGCCGCGCUACCGUCGGCAGGUGCUGGACAUGAUCCAGGAGACGCAGCAGUCUCUGGGGGAAGUGGUCUUCUGUUGGGCCUGCCAGACACCGCUCUCCAAGAACGACACCCUGGCCAUUGUGCACUUCCUGGCCCAGCGAGCGCGAGCCGCUGGCGACGGCGCGCUCGAUAGCGUAUCGCUCACGCUGCUGAUGGCACUGCUCUAUGCGCUGGACACGACACCGCUGUUACAUGACGCCGAUUUGGCCUUGGCACUGCAUCGCGAGUUCACGGCCCCGCAGCAGGCGUGGAAGCAGGAAGCGCUCUUCAGCAUCGCGCAGUUCGCCUGGUCACUCAGUCUGCGGGCCACGUCGCAGCUGCCGGCUGCGGCUGGCUUGGAACCAGAGCUGACUGUCUGCCUGGAAGAAGACGAGCGCCUAAUGGAUACUGCUAUCGAUAGCCAGGUGUUCUCUGCACUUCGGCAGCUGGUGGUGCGUUCACCCUUGUUGCACCGCGAGGAGUUCUUGCUUAAGAAAGUACACAAUCUUCUAGCGGACUUCGUAGCCCUCAUGCCACUCAAACUAAAGGAACUGCGCAACCAGGGGGAUGAGGCAGCACGCAUUAUAAGCACGUACGCUCAGAAUGGGCAACCACCACCUGUGCAAUUACCGCGUCACUUUGAGCAACUGCUGGAAAUGGUUGCCGAGCUGUACGCACAAGAUCCCCUUGAGCUGAAAUUGGCAGAGGACUUCUGGAUUGAAAACCCCGAGGGUGGCCACAGGCGCCAGCUGGCUAAAUUUGUGCGUCUGGCAGGUGACCUACUUCAAACACCACUUUUUGUGCCUUACGUGUCAGCCCUGAGCAGCCUGUCGCGGUCUCGCGUUGGUGCGCAGCACUGCUUUCAACUUCUCAAGAGCAAUGGCCAUCUGGCGGGUUCGCAGUGGAGCCCUGUCUCAUGGGACAAUUUCCUUGGAGCAUUGCGCAAGUACUUCAACUGCUUGCACCCUGAAGGUUCGUCAGAGACAUAUCGAGCCCCACAGCCUAUUUCGGCUCCUGAACUCCGUGCACUGGUUGCCAUGCUCAAGCUUUUAGAGACUGUCGUGCAGUACGAUGAGCUCGCUAGGUUAACCCUUGCCGAUCACCCACAUCAUAGCACACUGGCUCUUCUGGCUGGCUUGAUAGGAUGUGCAGUGCCUCCAGAACUGAAGGCGGCUCUACUUCAUGCUUUAGCUGCCUUUGGUGCAGCCCCCGAGUUGGCACCACGCAUCUGGCAGCUGCUAAUGCCCUGCCUCCAAGGGUUGCGUGCCGAGCUAGAGGAGGUUGAAAGCCGCAAUGAAGAAUUUCCCAUCACCGCAGCUUUGUUGGUUCUUCUGGCUGCACUGCUUGAUCAUCUUUUAGGGCCUGGUGCCACGCUUUUUCUCGAGCACGUGCGCGAUGCUGUGUUUCUGCGCCUCAAUGUGCGCGCCUAUAGACAUGCCGCAGAGAAGUGGCAGCUGGCAGCUGCAUGUCUGAAAGUACUAGGCAAACCUUGUGUGGAAGUCUUGUUGCUGGAGUACCUCGAAGAUGGGGGCGCACUGUCUCUUCUGCUGCAACUACUUGACGAGGCUGCUGGUGAGCUGGGAGACCCUGCAGAGGCCAGCCUGUGUGCUCUACAGCUAAUUGAACGAGCUCUGCAUUUGCCAUUUCGCGAGCGUCCAGGGUGUUCUCUGCACCGCCUGCUGUUGACCACCACUAACCCACGUACCCAACGCCCCGACUGUGGCCGUGUGCUGGCGACCUACGUCAUCCAUGGGGCUCUUCAACCGCGCCAUGCCCUGUCUGCGGCACGCAUCUUGCUUCAGUUGUGCAUGCAGCCGUCUUUGGUUAGCCAAGUAGAAGCUGCCUUCCGGGCUGACAGAGUUCAGGUCCUCAUGCACGGCUUUGCCGAGGCUAUUGAGGUCCCCAGCCUGGAGCUUCCUAUUGGCCAUGAGGACAGCUGGACGCCCGACGAAGUGCGGGCGGCUACAGCUGGGAUGCUGCUGCAGCUUCUGUUGGUGUGCCUACAGCAGCAAUCCACAGAGCAGCCGGGCUGGGGCUUGGCACAACUCCUGCUUCUGGGAGGUGCUGAGCGCACAGCCUCUCUGCAGGAGCCUGGAGUAGGAGGUCAGGCACGCACCUGUCUGCACGCCCUGCUGGCACUCCUUGAACGGCCACCGCCGCACCGCAGCAGCAGCAACAACAGGAGCGGCGCACUGCUUGCACUUGGCUACCAACUGUUGUGGCUGCUGUGUGUUAGGCCUGCAUGCGGUGGAGACAUGGCUUUGCGCUUCCUGCGCUCGUCGAGGGACUUCUUCACCCGGCACUUGGAGCUGUUGCCGUCGUGGCCACCACCACUGGCACAAGCCUGGUUUGUGAGGCUGCUGGCACUCGAGCUGCGCCUGGCAGCCAAGCAUGGGCCUCGCUCACAUGGGCAGGCUUUGGUGCAGUUGCUGCUGCUGGAUCGGCGGCUGCUGCGCAUGCUGGAUGGCACCAAGCAGCCUUCGCAGACUCCUGCUGUCAAGAGACGGGACACAUCUUUCGAUUUGCUGGAUGUGUCGCAAGUGGAUUCCCUGUUGUCGUCACUGGAACAGCGGGACCCUUUGGGUGGUCCCCGCAAAGUGGAUGUUGCGGCCCUUCACCAGCGGCUUCUCGAGGACAGUCAUGCCCUGCUAGCCAUCGGCAGCAAGGAGAGAGUCCAGCAAGAGGUGAAAGCUGUGUUGCAAACCGCACUGGAGCGCAACGCGGAGCACGAGCGGGCCUACGUGUCCCGGCAGGCAUUCACCGCUUGGCAACAACUGGCCUCUGUGCUGGUUGUGUGCUGGGCAUCACAGCUGGAUGCCCAGCUGCUGCUGGAGCUUGCACACGAGCUCCUGUCAUCGUCACGAACAGUGAGCGAGCAGGGACCUGCAGCUGAACUGCUGCUACUCAUUGUGGCCGCUCUGCGCCAGCGAAGCAACACUGCCGCCGAUCAGGUGUCACCCACAUCUGUGCUGGAGCUAACCCGGUCCCUGCUACAGAGCCUGAUUGUGUCCGGCAGCGGGCAGCAACGACUGCGUGCACACCUGUAUGCGGCACUGCAGAACCUCCUCCUGGGCUGGCGGAGUGGCAGCGGCGAGAGGGCUGCCUUGGCUCACCUGGUGCAGCUGUGUGGCCAGCCUUUGCGACAGCUGCUCUGCCGUGAUGCCACUGCCUCCCAUGAGGUGACACAGAUGCUCGCAUUAUGCGUGUUGGACACAUUGGUCUCGCUGGAUGCCAGUUCCUGGCUGGAGCAUCUGCAACGAGACGGAUACCUGCCGCAGCUGGUCUUGCCCAGUCCCGCCGGGCGGCCUCACCUUCGUGAGGCUCGACUGGCACUUCUCGUGCGCAUCGCGUCUUCGGGUGGUGCCCGCACACUCCUCGAGGCUGGCCUCGACUCGCUGCUUUCGGCUCCCGAUUUUCUCCAAGGUGACAGGCAACCUGGGAUGGAGAGCAGCAGCAGUAAGGCGGCACUGCGACUGCUUCUGGCUCUGUCAGCCACUAUGGGGACUCAGUGGGGUGCACCGUUGCUGGUCACACACAGCCAGCCCUUGGCCGAACUGCUAGCGCGGAAGGAUCCAUUGGCUGCGCAACUAAUGGCACGUUUGGGGCAGCCUCCGCCCGUCCUGCUGCGCCAACAGGCGCUCACGCUUCUGGCGACAACGACGGACGAACCGUCCCUGGCCGUGCCGCUACUUGCGGUGGCAUGCGCUUGCGGGGAAGACGAACCUCACCCGGACGAGGCCCUGCUUUCGCGCUUGAUACGACGAUGGGCUGGCAGCAACAAAAAGGCACACACGGAGUUACUCGAACGUACGGUCUACUUGCUGUGGCGAGGACACCGCAAAAGCCCCUUGGGACCAGACGCACGUGCUGCCCUUACUGAUUGCGCCGAGCAGUUGAAUGCACAAUCCAAAUUCUGCCAAGCCUUGGUGCGCCGAUUGCAAAGGAUGGCGCUAAGUGUUCCACCUACCUGAGGCUUUAUUCGGGAGUCUUUAGUGUUGUAUAACAUGUCGCAGGGUCAUAAAAGCCCACUCUCUUGCAUUGAUAGUUCUAUUGCUUACGCAGGCACUCAUUUGUAUAAAUUUUAUUGGUAGUGAUGAGCGAGAUUCUGGUUUUUCACCAAAUAAAUUGAACUCAUCGUUUAAUUAUCUAGUAUG